Molecule: messenger RNA, 1576 nt
Organism: Lagopus muta (rock ptarmigan)
Lineage: Eukaryota; Metazoa; Chordata; Aves; Galliformes; Phasianidae
Product: spectrin beta chain, non-erythrocytic 2-like
Exons: 9
Coding region: 1-1236 (411 amino acids)
Biological process (GO): actin cytoskeleton organization
Cellular component (GO): cell projection; plasma membrane; cortical actin cytoskeleton
Molecular function (GO): actin filament binding; phospholipid binding
Source: RefSeq, a predicted model, not a curated record
AUGGGCUGUGGCUCUGAGCGGCCCCACAACUGGGGGUGGCGGCGCAGGGACGUUUCCGGCGGAUCUGGUCAUCAAGAACCACCAGAGCAUCCGGGCCGAGGUGGAGGCGCGCGCCGACAGCUUCGAGGCCUGCGAGGCCCUGGGGCGGCCGCGCUGCUGCAGGGGGGGCACCACGCCGCCGACCACAUCUCCCAGCAGCUCUCCCACCUCCGCGAGCGCCGUCAGUUCAUCUCUGAGCGCUGGCAGGAGAAGAUGGACUGGCUGCAGAUCGUGCUGGAGGUGCUGAUGUUCGGGCGCGAUGCCGGCGUGGCCGAGGCCUGGUUGGUGUCGCAGGAGCCCAUCGUGCGCUCGGCGGAGCUGGGCAGCAGCGUGGCGGAGGUGGAGAAGCUCCUCAAGAGGCACGAGGGCUUCCAGAAGGCGGCUGCGGCUGGGAGGAGAGAUUCGCCGCGCUGGAAAGGCUCACCACGCUGGAGGAGAAGGAGAAGCGGCGGCGCGAGGAGGAGGAGGCGAGGAAGAGGAGACCCCCCACCCCACCCCCCCAGCAGCCUGAGCCAGGGGGGGGGCCCCCCCACCGAGCCCCCCACAGCUCUGAAUGGGGCGGGGGGGGAGGAAACGCAGCGGACCCCAGCCCUGCAGAGCCGCCCCAUGGCAGUCAAUGGGAUUUGCCCGGACAGCACGGUGCCGCAGGUGCCAUCGGGGCCGGCGCUGGCCAAUGGGGCGCAGGAAAAGGCUCCCAGCCCGGGGGGGUCACCUCGAGGCCGCCCCCGAGGGGGGGUCCCGGCCGCCGACCCCUCCCACGCAGCCACGCUGCCCCCCCGCGGCCCCCCGGCCCCCGAGAGCCUGGAGGGGGGGCUGUGCCGGAAGCACGAGAUGGAGGCGCAGGGCAAGAAGGCCCCGAACCGGUCAUGGCAGACCGUGUACUGCGUGCUGCGGGGGGGGCAGCUGAGCGUCUACAAGGACGCCAAGAGCGCGGCCCACGGCGCCCCCUACCACGGGGAGCCCCCCGCCUGCCUGCGCGGCGCCCACUGCCACCCCGCCACCGACUACAAGAAGCGCAAACACGUCUUCAAACUGGGGCUGAGCGAUGGCAAGGAAUACCUCUUCCAGGCUAAGGAUGAGGCAGAGAUGGGCGCGUGGCUCCGCGUCAUCCACGCAGCAGCCGCUCCGGUGCCGGGGGGGGGCGCGAGAAGGGCAGCCGGCGGUGGGAUCGGUGCCGGGGGGGGGGCAAAGGGAUGACGAGAGCCAUGAGCAUGCCCCCCGUGCCCCCCCCCCCGGGGUGAAGGGCCGCCCCCGCUGCGAGCCCGCGAAGGGAAGGAGAAGGAGAGGGAGAAGAGGUUCAGCUUCUUCAAGAAGAACAAAUAGGGGAGGGGGCGCUGAAAAUGGGGGGGGGGGAGGUAAUAAAAGCAAGGGGGCCCGCAGAGCUGAUGGAGGGACUCGGCCGGGGCGGUGUGGGGCGGUGUGACCCCCCUGCCCCCCCACAGAGCCGCUGUGCCUUCCUGCCCUGGGCUGCGGUCCCUGUGACGUCCCUGCGGCCCCACGGCGCUGUGCUGAACCCAAAUAAAGCGGCUGGAGAGAG